AUGUCAUCACCAGAAAUACCAACAGAAUUACCAAAAAACUUAAUAACAUUCAUAAAUAGAUCAAAAGAAUUAGAAAAAGCAGAUUCAAUAAUUUCAUAUUUUUGUAAAUUAUAUACAGUGGAACAAAUAUUAAAUCAAGGAUUACAUCAAACAAAUGAAAAAAUUUCAACUUUUGCACUUUAUUUACUUGAUUCAAUUGAAACUUUCAAAAAUGAUUCAUCAAAUGAUGUAUUAGAUAUUAUAAAUGAUAAAGAAACAAGUCAAAUUUAUAUAAUAAAUUUUAGUGAUAAAAUUUUUAAUAAUUCAUUAAAUCAAAUUCAUCAAAAAAAAUCAGGAAAAUCAACUGCCCUAGGUUUUUUAGCAAGUGUUAAUUUUUAUGAAUUAUUGAAAUUAUGGAAUGAAGAUGAUAAAAAAUCAAUUGAUCAAGAUGAAAUUAAUAAAAAAAUUAGAUAUGGGAAAUUUCAUGCUGCAAGAAUUUUAAAAAAUUUGAAAAAAGGUGAAGAUCCAAAUGAAUAUGAUCCACCUGAAUUGAAUCCUGUAGAGGAUGAAGAUGAUGAUGUUGUUGAUGAAAAGGAAGAGGUUGAGAAGAAGGAAGUUGAUAGUGUUACAAAUGAUUUGAAUGAUGAACAAAAGGAACAAGAAGAACAAGAUGAUUUAGGAUUAGGAUUACCUCAAGUUCCAAAAUUCAUUGAUGAUGAACCAAAAUCAGAUCCAAGUCCAAAACCAGAACCAAAAAAAUCAUUAUCAAAUGAUACAUCAAAAGAAUCAAGUCCAAAUUUCCAAUUACCAAACCCACCAAAUUCUAAACCUGAAGAAUCUACAAACUUACCUACAAAACCAGUAGUAUCAUCUCCAUCUCCACAAGUUACAAAAUCCACACCAACCCCAGCAAAAUCAGAUACAACACAAUCAGAUAUAAAUGAUUGGAUUAAAUCUGGAGAAAUUUAUCAAAAAGCCCAAAAACAUGCAAAAUUUGCUAUAAGUGCAAUGAAUUAUGAAGAUAAAGAUACAGCUAUAAAGCAAUUGAAUGAUGCUUUAGAAUUAUUGAAUAGAUUAUGA
Messenger RNA from Hansenula ciferrii, 1059 nucleotides. RefSeq names its product VTA1 family vacuolar protein sorting-associated protein. Gene Ontology annotation, biological process: late endosome to vacuole transport via multivesicular body sorting pathway. The record is from RefSeq and is a predicted model, not a curated record. The transcript has a single exon. Bases 1 to 1059 code for a protein of 352 amino acids. Lineage: Eukaryota; Fungi; Ascomycota; Saccharomycetes; Phaffomycetales; Wickerhamomycetaceae. Gene Ontology annotation, cellular component: multivesicular body.